GUUAGACUUAUUUUCUUUUCAGUUGGUCCUUAAUUUAUUUCAUUUAGUAUAAUUAUUCUUUCAUUUGAUACUAUUACAAUCAUUCUCAGCUACACUUGUUUAGUUUUCAGUUAGUGCUUUUGUUCUUUAAUUUAGUGUCCUAAUUUUUUGACAAUGAACUCAACAGCUGAACAUGAAUAUCUCAAGUACAUCAAUGACGAAAAUAUCAGUAGCAGUUUAAUAGGGAGACAUGUUACAGAUCACAAAGAUGGCUACAACUUGUAUCAAGCACACUCAAGAGCAUUAGGAUUUAGUAUUAGGAAACAAACUCUAAGGAGGAGGAGAAUUGAUAAUUCAAUAUACGAAUUCUACUUGGUUUGCUCAAAGGAAGGAGGCUCAAAAUCAACAAACAAAAUAACAGAACCAAAAGAAAAAGACACACAACAAGAAAAACCUGUUCAGAUACCAGAUGUUGAGCAGCCAACCAACAAAAGAAAGGAAAGAGUAGUCAAUGAAACAAGAACAGCAUGCAAAGCCAUGGUCAGAUUUAAGCAAGAAAAACCUGGUGAAGACUUUGUUGUAGUAGCUCAUGAGUUGCAGCACAACCAUGAGUUGGUAAUACAACAAGAAAUACAUCAUCUGAAAUCAGAAAGGAAGAUAACUGAACAAAAAGGACAACUAAUACAAACAAUGGUUGAAUCUGGCAUAAAGCCAAUGCAUGCAUACAACUUUUUGUGUCAUGAGGCUGGAUCAGAAGAAGUAGUGGGCCACACAAAAAGGGACCAUCUAAACUAUAUCACACAGUACAGAACAAGAUUGGUUGAAGGAAAGGAUAUGCAGAGUGUGUUGGACUUACUUCAGCAAAGAGCGGAUGAUGAUCCUGCAUUCUUCUACAGGCUGAAAUUUGGGGAACAUAACAACAUCGUCAGCUACUUUUGGCGAGAUUCAAUGAUGUUGGAGGACUUCAAAGCAUAUGGAGAUGUUAUGAUAUUUGACACAACAUAUAGGACAAACAAAUAUGGACUGAUAUGUGCACCAUUUGUUGGCAUAAAUUGCCAUUGGAAAACAACAAUGUUUGCAUGUGCUUUCAUAACUAAUGAAAAGGAAGAGAGCUUUGAAUGGCUACUAGAAACAUUCAAGAGAGCAAUGUGCCAACAAGAGCCAAAGACAAUUUUCACUGAUCAAGAUAAGGCAAUGGGCAAUGCAAUUGAAAAGGUUUUCCCAAAUACAAGACAUAGGCUUUGCCUUUGGCAUAUAGAGAAGAACUUUGUAAGCCACUUCGGAUCCCUCAAGACCAAUGAAGACUUCAAGGAACAUGUUCAAGAACUGUUUGAUGGGGUGUCAAAAUGAAUCAGGCUUUGAA
Molecule: messenger RNA, 1342 nt
Organism: Beta vulgaris subsp. vulgaris (sugar beet)
Lineage: Eukaryota; Viridiplantae; Streptophyta; Magnoliopsida; Caryophyllales; Amaranthaceae
Product: protein FAR1-RELATED SEQUENCE 5-like
Exons: 2
Coding region: 154-1329 (391 amino acids)
Source: RefSeq, a predicted model, not a curated record